UUCCCAGAGAGAGAAGCCCCUGAAACCCCAGUAGCUCUUUUCCCCUCUCUCUCUCUCUUAAACGCCCGCACUCUCUCUCUCUAGAAAUGGAUUUUCAGGUGGUGGUACUCGCCGGAGGCGCUUCAAAAAAUCUCGUGCCUCUGGUUUCCAAGGAGGUUCCAAAAGCGCUACUUCCUGUGGCGAACCGGCCGGUCCUCUCCUACGUUCUCGAACUUUUGGAACAAAGUAAUCUCAAAGAUCUCAUUGUUGUAGUUGAAGGGCAAGACGCAGCUCUUCAGGUUGGUGCUUGGAUUUCGGGGGCUUAUGUUGAUCGUCUACAUGUUGAGGUAGCUGCUGUCCCUGAGGAUGUUGGGACUGCUGGUGCUCUUCGGGCCAUUGCAGGUCAUCUGACUGCAAACGAUAUCUUGGUUGUGAGUGGUGAUCUUGUUUGUGAUGUUCCUCCUGGGGCAGUGGCGGCUACUCAUAGACGACAUGAUGCAGUGGUUACUUCAGUGCUCUGCUCUGCUCCUGUCACUGGACCAUCAGAUACGGGUUCCUCUGGAGGAAAGGACAAAGCCAAGAAACCAGGACGAUACAAUAUUAUAGGGCUGGACGCCACGAGACAGUUUCUACUGUAUAUUGCAGCUGGAGCUGAAGUCGAGAAAGAUGUUAGAGUUCAAAAGAGCAUUCUCCGGGCAGUAGGCCAGAUGGAAAUUCGUGCAGAUCUGAUGGACGCUCAUUUAUAUGCAUUCAAGAGAUCUGCUUUGCAAGAAGUUCUUGAUCAAAAGGGGAGUUACCAAAGCUUAAGGCAAGAUGUACUGCCUUAUCUUGUCAGGAGCCAGCUGAGGUCUGACUUAUUAUUGAAUGGAGCACAAGCAGAAGAAAAUGGGAAUGAGAAGGUUGCUUUCCAGAGCAACAAAGUAAUGCCAUCUCAACUGCUGGCAAAUGCAUCUACCCCAAGUUUUCAUCAACUCUAUGCCUUUGGUGACAAUGGUUUGUCUCCUGCUCUGAGGAAAACCCAUAAAUGCUGUGUUUAUAUUGCCAACAAAAGCAAGUACUGUGCGCGCUUGAAUUCGAUUCAAGCUUUCAGCGACAUAAAUCGAGAUGUCAUAGGAGAGGCAAGUCACCUGUCAGGAUAUUCAUUUUCUGCUCAUAAUAACAUAAUUCAUCCUUCAGCGGUUCUUGGUUCAAAAACAACAGUGGGCCCACAUUGUAUGUUGGGGGAAGGUUCACAAAUGGGUGACAAAUGCAGUGUGAAACGAUCUGUUAUUGGCUCUCACUGCCGGAUAGGUUCCAAUGUAAAGGUUGUUAAUUCAGUUGUGAUGAACCAUGCUACUAUUGGAGAUGGUUGUUCAAUUCAAGGUUCCGUUAUUUGCAGUAAUGUACAGCUCCAAGAGCGUGUUGUUUUGAAGGACUGUCAGGUUGGAGCAGGUUAUGUUGUUACUACUAGCAGUGAGCACAAGGGGGAAUCCUUGGCGAGGAAAGAGAAAUUCCAAUCUCAAUGACCUUCCCUUUCACUUCCCUUGUAUCUCCUUGGUUUUUUCAGUAGUUGUGCUGCUGUUCAGUGAGUGAGUCUGGGCCUCUGUAUUCUUUUUUCCUUGGGGAGGAAUAGAGCAAUAUCAGUUUUGCCAGUUAUUUCCUUAGUUUUCUUAGGUUGAUUGGGAUGCCACCUUCAUACUCAAUGAAUGUGUCUGUCUAGAUUAAGUUCGUAGUACAAUCAUAAGCUCCAUGAAUAAUUUUUUGUAAUGAGAUUCAAAUAGUCUGCAAUAUUUUCCAUAAAAACAGCAAGGUUGCAUUUGGUUUGCUGAUAUCCAAACUGGAUAAAAGAAAUUGAAGAUUUCCUUUACAAUGUUUCUUUUC
Molecule: messenger RNA, 1839 nt
Organism: Cornus florida
Lineage: Eukaryota; Viridiplantae; Streptophyta; Magnoliopsida; Cornales; Cornaceae
Exons: 13
Coding region: 87-1484 (465 amino acids)
Biological process (GO): cytoplasmic translational initiation; biosynthetic process
Cellular component (GO): guanyl-nucleotide exchange factor complex; eukaryotic translation initiation factor 2B complex
Molecular function (GO): translation initiation factor activity; guanyl-nucleotide exchange factor activity
Source: RefSeq, a predicted model, not a curated record